UUGUUUGUAUGGAAGGAUUCAAGUAGUGACUUUUUUCUUGGGCAGCGAGCGCACUGUGAAAGGCGGGGAAGGGGAGAGAGGGGAGGGGCGCAGGAGGGGAACCAAGGGAACCAACCAACCACAGGAGUCAUUAGGUGCACGCGAUGAGUCGUACUCGCUGAUCAAGAAUCAUCUGUCGUGAAAAAUCACAUCGCUCGUCCUGCUUCAAAUAUUCAAGUCCAAACAUCGUCUGCAGUCUUCACGGCCCACGGCUCAUCUUAUAAACAACAUUGUCACAUUUCCAAGUUUAUCUCUCCUGACAGAUCAAGAAUGUUUCGUCAUCUCUCAUCCAAGGUACUGGGCAUACCUGGUCGCACUCACAGCACAACUGCCUCUUCCAAAGGGGGCAAGUGGAACCUUGUUUCUUCAGUCUGUCUGCAACGGAAACCCAUUAUUAACAAAGAGAUGAAAGACAUCGAGAAGCAGGUGCAAAACUUACUAUUUCAAGUUGAAAAAGAAACAUCCUGGAAGUGUGAUUGGGAGCUGGAGAUUGAGAAGGAUUUGAAACAUUUGCAACAGAUUAAAGAGUCUAAGAAUGCCAAGGCUUCUGAUGGAACUUUGAAAGUUGGACUCAAGCUUCGCAGAGAUUGGGAAGAUGAAUGGAAAGCAGAACUCUCAAAUUUUUCGCUGCAACCGCGUGUCACAGAAGCAGACAAGAAGAAUAAUGUCAAAUCAUGGCAUCGCCUCCUGGAUAGUACAUUAAUUUUUGUUGUUCAAAGUGAGGACAGUGGUAACCGUUGGGUUUUGCCCUAUGGUAGUCGUUUGGAAGGGGAGACUAUGCGACAGGCAGCUGAAAGAGUUCUGAGAGAAAGCUGUGGAGCAAACUUAAAAGCUCAAUUUUAUGGUAAUGCACCAUGUGGCUACUAUAAGUUUAAAUAUCCUAAAGCUAUUAGAGAAAAGAUGGGUGUGGAGGGUGACAAGGUGUUCUUUUAUAAAGCAUAUUUAACUGGUGGUGAUGUUAAAUCAAGUACUGCUUUAAAAGAUUUCAAAUGGGUUCCUCGCAAUCAACUUAGUUCAACAUUAUCAGCAGAUUACGGUCAGUCAGUUGAGAUGUUCUUAUUUGAUGAAAAUUAGUAAUAUAUGUCGGUAAUUUGGGUUUUGUAAAUAACAGAAUAAAAGAAACUCCAACUGGU
Molecule: messenger RNA, 1172 nt
Organism: Thrips palmi
Lineage: Eukaryota; Metazoa; Arthropoda; Insecta; Thysanoptera; Thripidae
Gene: mRpL46
Product: 39S ribosomal protein L46, mitochondrial
Exons: 2
Coding region: 310-1113 (267 amino acids)
Cellular component (GO): mitochondrial large ribosomal subunit
Molecular function (GO): structural constituent of ribosome
Source: RefSeq, a predicted model, not a curated record